AUGACCUUGAUCAUCAAGCCAUUUAUCAGAGAAGAUGAGAAUGCUGAGAGAUAUGUUCCUAUCUUCUCCCAGAUCAUCAAAAGUACUGGCAAGCAAUUUGAAAGCAAUAUCAUGGAACACAUUCUUCAAUACCGUGAGCUGGAGGCAACUGAACUUCAAUUGAUCAAGUUGGUUAAGAUUGCAGAAGAUUGGCUGACUCAAUAUGCAAGGAUUGAAGUUGCUGAAGUGCCUGCUAACCUCAGAGCCAGCUUGAUGCUUUAUGAGGGAGUGGAGGUCAAUCAAGUUGCCCAGAACACAACUUUUUCUAUGAGAGAAAAUGUCAGCGUGUUGAGCAAGGAACUGAAAAAGCUCCUGUGCUUCCUCUGGAGACAUGAUUGUGUUGGAACUGGUAUCAUUGUCAAGACAAGACAAGAGCUCUCUGAUCUUCUGGAGCUCAGUGAGUCUUCUACUCAGAUCAUUGAAGGUGGUCUGAUAGGCAAGCUUCUGGUUGAUAUCUUACUGGAAAAUCCUGCCAGCACAAGUCAAUGUCCAUUGGGCUGUGUCUAUGCUGCAGCUAGAUGCUUCUUCAUUUCCAAGGACCAGCUUGUGUUGAGAUCAGCUGAUGCAUCUGCUUCCCAAGUUGCCACCAUAAUGCACUUGUUCAGACUGGCCUACUGUUCUGUUGUGGGGACUGUGAGCCAUCCUCUUGGUUACAUAGAAGGAGCAAAAGUUCUGGUGAAAACUAUUAUGGAGAGGCCCACCAUGAACACCCUUGGACCCAUGAUCAGGCAUCUCAGAGAGAUCCAGAUGCAGAAACCCAAGAUUGUUGACAGGUAUUUCUCUAGAAAUGGAGAGAUUGUGGUGCAAGGGCUCAUCUUCAAGCCAGAAAUUUGGAAGACUCUCAUUCCAAGGGUUGUUAGUGCUGCCAGACUUGUUCUCAGUCAGAUCUUUGAUGGAAAGGAUUGGGAAGUCUUUUUGACCACAACUCUGCCUUUGCUCAAUGUUGGAAUAUCAGGUGGAGCUGAUGAGGGAGUUCAGUUUCAAGUUCAACAAGCUGGUGGAGAUGUGUUCAGUGAAUCUUUGAAGCUGUCUCCUCAGCUCAAUGAAAUGGAUCAAGACCAUCUGUCAUCCAUUGUGGAGUUCUGUUUGCAUGGUCUGGGUCUUGGCAGUAUGAGGUAUUCAGAAACUUUAGGCCUACAAGAUUUUCAAGUUCUCUGGGGGGAUGGUGCUUUGUACUUCUAUGCCAAAUCUACAAAGAAGUGGAAGGCCCAGUCAAAACUCAGUACUGAGCUUACCCAGCACAAGCUUCCAAAGUCAAUUUCAAGGAUUGUACUGCUCUUCAGACUUGUCAUUUCAUUGAGAGGAGGGGAUUUGUCAAGCUUUGUACCAGUAAGAAGUGACAGGAAGUACCUCAUGAAAGACUUUGUGCAGUCUCUAUUUUGUCUUCCCAGAGCACCUGAUGAUCUUCAAGUCAGGCAUUUCUUUGCAAGUCUGUCCAACUAUUUGUUCCCUAUGCAAGAUGAUGGGAAGGCCACCACUUCUGACAUGGUUGCCAUGCAGAGUCAUCAUGCUCCUUCUACUCAUGCCAGUACCUACUUUACUCAUAGAAAGGCUCAUCUUGAGGACUACUAUGAUGCCUACCACUUUCAUCUUGGAGACAAGGAUACUCAGUGGACCUUUGAUAUUCCCCUGGAUGUUCUGCCUGAGAAUACCAUUGUUGCUGCUCUCAAAAUCUUGUAUGGUGGAGAAGCAAAUUGGCUGUCUGAGACUCAGAGGAGUAUGGUUCUGACAUGGUCCACUUUGUCCAAGAAUGUGAUAGCCAAUCUACCUUGUGGAGGAGGGAAGUCUGCUGUGUGGGAGGUGACAGCCUAUGCCAGACAUAGAGUUGGUUUGACAAGGAAGUGUGCUGUUGUGGUGGUUCCCUACAAGUUUCUAGCCUACAAUCACUACCAUUCUGCCAAGUCCAAAUUUGAACUAUUAGAUGGUGUCAGUGUUGAUAUGUUGGAGAGUUCUGCUGUUUGUUCCAAUCAAGUUCCAACCAUUCUAAAGUCAGAUGUUCUUCCACACAUUCUAUUCCUCACAGUUGAUGCACUGGCUAAAUUGUUGGAAUUCCAUCUUCCCAUAGUGCAAAGUAUGCAAUCAAGAUUGGCUGGUUUUGUCAUUGAUGAGUGUCACUGUCCAUAUACAGAAACAUUCAGACCAGUAUUUGACUGUUUGCAGGACCUUACAAUGUUUGGUGUUCCCAUUUGUGCUCUGAGUGGUACACUUCCAUCUACCUUUCCUUCUUCUCUGAUGAAGUACUAUGGAGUAUCUGCCUUUGAGACUGUGGCAGAUAGUGAUUGCAUUGGUGAUGGCUUCUCCCUGUCAAUCAAGCAGUGUCAUGAUGAAGUUGCUGCAGUGACUAGGAAGGUGGUGCAGGAGAGGAAUCAGAAUUCAAGAAGUGCAAUUCAUAUCAUUGCAGCAUCUGCCAGAGUUGCAGAGCUUCUUUUCCAGCAGCUGUGUUCCAAGAGUUUUCAGUGUCUGCUUGUGACUUCCCUAAGGGGAGGGAGAACCCAGAGUAGUACUUUCCUACAAUAA
Messenger RNA from Phaeodactylum tricornutum CCAP 1055/1, 2556 nucleotides. RefSeq lists its product with no specific name. The record is from RefSeq and is a predicted model, not a curated record. The transcript has a single exon. Bases 1 to 2556 code for a protein of 851 amino acids. Lineage: Eukaryota; Bacillariophyta; Bacillariophyceae; Surirellales; Neidiaceae. Gene Ontology annotation, molecular function: nucleic acid binding; ATP binding.